AUCCACACAGGGGAAAGACCCUAUGAAUGCCGUGAGUGCGGGAAAACCUUCAAUCGCAGUUCGCACCUUAUUAGGCAUCAAACAAUCCACAGAGGAGAGAGGCCCUAUGAAUGCCGUGAGUGUGGAAAAUGCUUCACUAGCAGCUCAGACCUUUCUCAACAUCAGAGAAUCCACACAGGGGAGAGGCCCUAUGAAUGCCGUGAGUGUGGGAAAAGCUUCACUUACAGGUCAGGCCUUUCUAGACAUCAGAGAAUGCACACAGGGGAGAGGCCCUAUGUAUGCAGUGAGUGUGGGAAAACGUUCACUCAAAGAUCAGCCCUUCCUGCUCAUCAGAGAAUCCACACAGGGGACAGGCCCUAUGAAUGCAGUGAGUGCGGGAAAACCUUCACAGAGAGAUCAAGCCUUUCUGUUCAUCUGAGAAUCCACACAGGGGAGAGGCCCUACAAAUGCCCUGAGUGUGGGAAAACCUUCAAUCGCAGUUCGCACCUUAUUAGCCAUCAAACAAUCCACAGAGGGGAAAGACCCUACGAAUGCAGUGAGUGCGGGAAAACCUUCAAUCGCAGCUCAAACCUUAUUAGCCAUCAAAGAAUUCACACGGGGGAGAGGCCGUAUAAAUGCUGUGAGUGUGGAAAAUGCUUCACUAAGAGUUCAGCCCUUUCUCAACAUCAGAGAAUCCACACGGGGGAGAGGCCCUAUGAAUGCCGUGAGUGUGGGAAAACCUUCACUUACAGAUCAGGCCUUUCUAGACAUCGGAGAAUCCACACAGGGGACAGGUCCUACGAAUGCAAUGACUGUGGGAAAAGCUUCACUCAAAUAUCAGCCCUUUCUGUUCAUCAGAGAAUCCACACGGGGGAAAGGCCCUAUGAAUGCCGUGACUGUGGGAAAAGCUUCACUCAAAUAUCAGCCCUUUAUGUUCAUCAGAGAAUCCACACAGAUGAGAGGCCCUAUGAAUGCAGUGAGUGCGGGAAAAGCUUCACUCACAGCUCAGCCCUUUCUAAACAUCAGAGGAUCCACACAGGGGAAAGACCCUAUGAAUGCCGUGAGUGUGGGAAAAGCUUCACUCAAAUAUCAGCCCUUUCUGUUCAUCAGAGAAUCCACACAGGGGAAAGACCCUACGAAUGCCUUGAGUGUUGUAAAACCUUCAGUUGCAGCUCGCACCUUAUUCGUCAUCAAACAAUCCACAGAGGGGAAAGACCCUACGAAUGCAGUGAAUGCUGGAAAACCUUCAAUCGCAGCUCGCACCUUAUUAGCCAUCAAAGAAUUCACACGGGGGAGAGGCCGUAUAAAUGCUGUGAGUGUGGAAAAUGCUUCACUAAUUGUUCAGCCCUUUCUCAGCAUCAGAGAAUCCACACAGGGGAGAGGCCCUAUGAAUGCCAUGAGUGU
Molecule: messenger RNA, 1383 nt
Organism: Mauremys reevesii (Reeves's turtle)
Lineage: Eukaryota; Metazoa; Chordata; Testudines; Geoemydidae
Product: zinc finger protein 420-like
Exons: 4
Biological process (GO): negative regulation of transcription by RNA polymerase II
Molecular function (GO): DNA-binding transcription repressor activity, RNA polymerase II-specific
Source: RefSeq, a predicted model, not a curated record